Miscanthus lutarioriparius is the source of this 2178-nucleotide messenger RNA. The record is from the annotation of a GenBank genome assembly. NCBI's taxonomy places the organism in Eukaryota, Viridiplantae, Streptophyta, Magnoliopsida, Poales, Poaceae.
AUGGUGGAUGAGAACGGCCUCGACGCGAUAUACUGGAGGGAGUUCGAAAAGGACGGCGAAGGCGGCGGCAGAGGGAGGAAGCCUACGGGGAGCAGGCGCCCCCCGCAGCCGCCUCCGCCCCGGCAGCAACAGCAGCAGGAGCAGCAGCACUGGCGCGCGGAGAUGUGGCCGGAGCCCCAGCCGUCGUCGUCGCCGCCGUCCCCGCCGCGACGGUCCAGGAGGAACAAGAUAGAUCAGGAGCCGCUCAUCCCGGUGGGCUCCCUGGACUCCGCGUCCGCCAUGUUCGACGACUCGCUGCACCCGCCCAGCUCCGGCUCCAGCUCCUCCUUCUCCGUGUCCUCGCGUCCUCCGCCGCCGACCCCGGCCGUCGCUGUCAGCUCCGUGCCCCGCCCGCCUCCGCGGCCUGCACCUGCCGCCUCGCCAAGCGCAUCGCCGGGUCUGCCGCCGCCGCCUGGGAGAGCAAGCCCGCCACCUGCGCCACCCAUGGUCGCUGCCGCUGUCGCGUCGCCUCCACCGCCACCUCCAAAACCAGCAGCCGCGUCGCCGCCGCCGCCACCACCACCGGCCAAGGCCUCACCUCCGCCGCCACCUCACAGAGGUGGCCCGCCUCCACCGCCACCGCCCAAAGGCCCGUCCCCUCCGCCGCCUCCGCCACCAGGAGGAAAAAAAGGAGGGCCGCCUCCGCCACCUCCAAAGCGUGGGGCAUCGGCGUCCUCUUCUAGGCCGCCGACAGCGCCGGGCAUGCCAUCCGGGGCCGGCGAGCAGCAGGCGAAGCUGAAGCCGCUGCAUUGGGACAAGGUCAAUGUGCAGGCCACCGACCACUCCAUGGUGUGGGACAAGAUCACCGGCGGUUCAUUCAACUUGGACGAAGGCAUCAUCGAGGCUCUAUUCGGCACUGCAGCAGCAAACCGCAAGCCUAAAUCUGCAGACUCCAAGGAAUCUGCUGGAUCGUCGGCCGGCCUCGGGCACUCAAACACGCCGGAGCAAAUAUUCCUGCUCGAGCCGCGCAAGUCGCACAAUAUUUCCAUCAUCCUGAAGUCCCUCACGGUGGGGCGGGAUGAAAUAAUCGACGCCCUCCGGGAUGGGAACACAGAACUCAGCACUGAGGUCCUGGAGAAGCUUUCGCGGCUCAACAUCUCUAAAGAAGAAGAGUCCACCAUCUUGAAGUUCUCUGGGAACCCCGACAGGCUUGCCCCUACGGAGGCCUUCCUCCUCCGCCUCCUCCUUGACGUGCCCAAUCCGAUUGCGCGUGUCAAUGCACUGCUUUUCAAGGUGAACUAUGGUGCUGAGGUUGCACAGCUCAAGCACUCGCUUCGGACGUUGGAAUUGGCAAGCCAGGAGCUGAGGACAAAGGGCCUGUUCUUCAAGCUGCUCGAGGCCGUGCUCAAGGCAGGAAACAGGAUGAAUGCCGGAACAGCACGUGGCAACGCUCAGGCCUUCAACCUUACAGCGCUCCGCAAGCUCUCUGACGUGAAGAGCACUGAUGGGAGCACCACAUUGCUGCACUUCGUCGUUGAGGAGGUUGUCCGCUCUGAGGAAAGCGGCUUGCCAUCAAUCGUAACCACAGCAUCCGCCGCUCAGGCAGUCUUGCAAGAGUUUGCCAACGUGAAGAGAGCCGCACUGGUCGACUACGAUGCAGUUGUCAGCGAGUGUGCCAUUCUAGACAGCCGACUCAAUGAGAUCAAGAGGCUCUUGGAGACUUGCAGUGAUGAUGGAUUUGCGAGGGGGUUGCGAGGAUUUGUGAAGGCUGCAGAACAGGAGCUGAAGGCACUAAGAAGGGAGCAGGAAAGAGUACUUGAGCUGGUCCAGAAGACAACAGAGUACUACCAUGCCGGUGCCACCAAGGAGCGGAACGCACAUCCCCUCCAGCUGUUCAUCGUAGUGAGGGACUUCCUGGGUAUGGUUGAUCAGGCGUGUGUGGACAUCAAGAGGAAAGUGCAGCAGAAGAAACCGGCACCAUCGUCAUCGCAGCCAAACACAGCUGCUGCCCCCACGGUGGUGGCUGCGGCCACAACAGCAGCGACAAAGGAAGCCACCGAUGCUCAAGCAGCACCAGCUCAGAAACCACCCGAAGAGGCAGAUAGCAAAAGGAAGAGGGUCAUGCCAAGAUUUCCAAACCUACCAGUGCACUUCAUGAAGGAUAGUGCAGAUUCUGAUUCAAGUAGUGAUGAGGAAUAG